UUCAAAAUGAGUACUAUCAAUAACAAAAUUAUUAUUGUUACUAACAACUAGAAAUGAUUCUUCACGUGUUUACAAAUGACAGGUCUUACCUGCUGUAGAGAGGAUCUUCUACUCUCAGUCAACUUCAAACCAUGAGCACACAGCUUGAAAAGCCAGUAGUAUGUCUGGGUAUCCUAUCAGGUCAUCUGGCAAUACGGUCUCGUCAGUCUUCACAGCUCACGUUCUCUUGGCCAUUUCUCGUGCUUAUCCCUUGCUUCCCUAACAACUCAGAAAGAGGGGCGCCUGGUGAUUUUGCCGGAUUAACGUCUCGUCCGGUACAUUCCUUUCAUGAUGCUUAUUUCCUGCAUUCCGAUGGCCCAAAGUGGUCGUCAAUUUCUAUACACUCGACUAUGUCGUCGCGAUGUAGGGUUUCCUAUUUGCCUUCCGCUGUGAUUUCCGUUUUGUUUUGUUGCGCUGUUGAUUUGGGGAUCAACGCCGUGUUCUUGACGCGCGACGGGCAUUGCGUUUUGGUGUGGGCUCACUACAAGGCAGAUUCAAUACAACAAGAGCAGUCGCAGCAAUUCAUCACGAGGCACAGCCCAGGGGACCAAAGUUUGGAGAGAAGCGUAGAAGCCCAACAGUCAUGCGCUACGAAGUCAUCGAACAACAAGAGUUAGGGAGU
Messenger RNA from Xylona heveae TC161, 661 nucleotides. RefSeq lists its product as hypothetical. The record is from RefSeq and is a predicted model, not a curated record. Lineage: Eukaryota; Fungi; Ascomycota; Xylonomycetes; Xylonales; Xylonaceae. The transcript has a single exon. The coding region runs from base 132 to 656 and encodes 174 amino acids.